Molecule: messenger RNA, 3707 nt
Organism: Siniperca chuatsi (mandarin fish)
Lineage: Eukaryota; Metazoa; Chordata; Actinopteri; Centrarchiformes; Sinipercidae
Gene: adgrf3b
Product: adhesion G protein-coupled receptor F3b
Exons: 19
Coding region: 219-3287 (1022 amino acids)
Biological process (GO): G protein-coupled receptor signaling pathway; cell surface receptor signaling pathway
Cellular component (GO): membrane
Molecular function (GO): G protein-coupled receptor activity
Source: RefSeq, a predicted model, not a curated record
CCCUGUCCAGCCUAACCCACUCUUUCUGACAGAUGUGCUCACUUACUUUGACUCAGAUAGAUGGAGUACAGAUGGAUUUCUGUUUGCUAAUUGCCGCAAAGUUGACAGGUUAAUCAUCUGCUUUCUGUACAAUGCUAAGUGUAAAGCCAAGGUGAACUGCAUGGAGAUUUCUCCACUUACAUGAAUAAGUGACUGGCUGCGAAGAAUCACAAAUAACAAUGUGUUCCAGGGUGUUUAUGUUUCUGAUUGGAGCUAUGUACAUCAACUAUCAGGUCCUUGCAUCAGAAGAUGUCUACAUUGCUGAGCUGAUGGUGGAGAGUAAUGUCACACUGGAAGCCCAGACCAUACUGUCAGUUUUGAAUACAACUGACCUCCAAGUGACCAGUACCAGUGGAGUUUCCCACACAGUGGCCCUCUUACACAGUGAACUGAUAGCAGAGUGCCUGAUUGUUGGAGAUAAAUCCACUUGCAACUGCUCUGAAGGGUACAUUUGGAGCAACGAAGUGUGCUACAAUUACAGCUGUUGCCGUGAAACUACUUGCACACAAAAUGUGUCCAACAUCACACCACUCUGCGUUGCCAUAGUUAAAGUUCACAUCAAUGGAACAGUUAUACUGAGUGCAUCCACUUGGGAUUCCAUCAAAACUACCCAGCUUGUAACUGCCUUUGAAGGACUGAAUGGCUUUACGUACUUGAAUGUAACCGGUCAGAGGCAAGGCAACAGCAUUGCUGACUUUGAGGCAGCAGUCAGCGUCAAAUUUGCCACUUCUAAACUUCAAGGCAUAGUGACCUACCUGGAAAAAGAUCUUCUAGCUGUGCUUUUGGUCGACACUGUAGGAAUGGUCACCAUAGAGCCCCUGGAUAAUACAGUGUACUACCUGUCCUCUCCACAAAUUAAAUGCACAUUCGAGGAGGCGAUGGACAGCUCUGGUUGGAACAUGAGUAGGAAGUAUGAACGCUUUGAGCUCAACAAAGGCAGUGUAGUGGAACUAGACCAAAACUGUUCCACAAAGGAAUAUAAGUCUUGUGUUGCAAUUACACUACAGAACGUGACAGGCAUCUGGGAAGGCACAUACGAAUGUGGAUUCACUAGUGGGUCAGUCAGGCACACAGCCAAGACACAAUUGAAUGUGGCACUCCUGCCUGAUGUGAUCGACUUGAAGAUCAACCCUCUUACUGCGGACUGUUCGAUAAUGCCGAUCCCUAAAAGUGUUGACAUUAGCAUCACUGCCACCAUCUUAGCCAGCACAGAGAGCUUUGAAGUUACAUGGAGCUACAUGGGUGAACUAAAAAGUAAACUAGAUAACACAUCUGUUGGAGAUUACCUGGUCUAUUCUUUCAGAGCUUCUAUCAGUUGCCAGAAAACCAUCAAUAGACAAUAUGUUAAUGUCACUUUUAAAAACACGAAGGAACAAGUAAAAAGUGCACAAGUGGAUAUCCCAGUACUUUAUGAGGGUGCAAAAUUUUGCAGUGAGGAGUCACAAAAUGGCGAGUUUUGGCCAAAAACCCCAGCUGGAGACACAGUGAUUAAUCGAACAUGUACAGAGGGCAGGACUGGCUAUAAGUCACGUACUUGUGAAGUCAAUACCGCCUGGCAGCUGGUGUACUCCUACUGCAUCAACGAAGAGUUGAACAAAGUUUUAAAUGCUGCAGAUAACUUCCUGAAGGGACUAGGGGCUACUCAGGCUGUGGCCAUGGAUAUAUUUGAAGGACUUAAAAACAGCUCUACACUCGAUUCUGAUUCCAGCGAUACUAUGGCUGACAUUAUCGCUUCUAUCAACAUUCUUGGUGUGAUGGCCAUUGCAUCGAAUACUAUUGUCUUGCAAGAGGAUGUCUUUCCUAAUUUUAUUACCGCAGCAAGCAGUAUGUUGAACAAGACCUGGGAUGGGGUCAACCAGUCUACUGUUCACAACAUGUCAUCAAAUUACCUUCACUCUGUGGAGGGUCUGGUGAAGAAUAUCAAGGUCAACAACUGCAAUGGAAUGAACAGUCAAAACUUAGAGUUCAAAUUUUGCUCAAGUAAUGACUGCAAUGUGUCGGUGUUUGACAUUGGCGUGAAUCUGAACAAAACCACUGGAAUAAUGAAAACUAUUGCUGUGAAAAAUCUAAUGAAUAAAUUAAGAAACAGCUUCGGCAAAACAGUGCCUACCAGCCUCUUAGUAUCGGCCACACUAGAGGACAACAGUGAUUCAUCUUUAAAAAUUAUGCUUGACUUCCCCACGGAGCAACUGAAGCCCACUAAACCUUUCUGCGUCUUUUGGAACAUCACAAAGAUGGAUUGGUCAGAUGCAGGAUGCAUUGUCAAAACUAGUGAUAGCAACCAUACACUCUGUGAGUGCAACCACCUGACUUCAUUCUCUGUCCUCAUGGCCAAGCAUGAUAUAUCUACUGAAGUCCUAGAUAUAAUUACCAAUGUGGGCCUGGGUGUGUCCAUCUGCUCCUUGCUGAUCUUCCUCAUCAUUGAGUCUCUAGUGUGGUCAGCAGUGGUCAAGAGCAACCUUUCACAUUUCCGUCACACAGCUCUGGUGAACAUUGCCAUGUUCCUCUUGCUUGCUGAUUGCAGUUUCUUCGCUUCCACCUCUCGUGAGACUCUUAGUGAUACCUGGUGCCUAGUUCUGACCAUAUGCAAACACCUGUUUUUCUUAGCCAUGUUCAGCUGGAUGCUGUGCAUGAGUGUCAUGCUCGUCCACCAGCUCAUCUUUGUCUUCAGCCCGCUGAGGAAAAGAGUCUUCAUGUUCCUCUCCAGCAUCGUAGGCUAUGUUUGCCCAAUCCUAAUAGUGGGAUCCAGCUAUGUAUAUUGCAAAUACACCAACAAGCCCUACCAUGAUCCAAAAAUAUGCUGGUUAGUUUAUGAAAAACUCUUGGAGGGGUCCAUGCAUGCUUUCCUCCUUCCUGUGGGAACUGUUAUUUUGACAAAUCUCUUUUCCAUGGUGGUCGUCAUCAUUACUCUGUUGAAGUCCUCGGUCCCUGACAGCAGCAAGGCAGAUGACAAGGAGACAGCAAAAAGCAUCCUUAAAGUGGUGGUUUUUCUAACGCCUGUCUUUGGAGUAACAUGGGUUUUUGGCUUUGCUUUGCUCUUAUUGAAAAAGGAUGAUCCCAUGUUUACUUUUGCUAACUACACUUUCACCAUCCUCAAUUCCUUUCAGGGCCUUCUCCUUUUGCUAACAGGGUUUUUUGCAGAGCAAAAGGUUCGGGAGGAACUGUUAAAGCUCAUAAUGGCAAAAUCAAAAGGAAAAAGUAAGAGCAUGAAGAAUAUGACUUCAGUCACAUACACAAAAGACAAAUGAAGACUGAGAUUGUGAAGAUGGAAAAAGCAACUCACAUGUAUGCAACUCCACUUGCAGCCAACAAGAGAACACGUCUUAGAUUUUGAUUUGUGUUAGAUUAGAGUUACAUAGACAGUUACAAAUGUAUCUACACCUUUGUAACUGUCUAGGAACUAUAAGGUUGUCCUAAAACCAGGUUAAUUGUUAACUAAAUCUUAUUAAAUAGAACACUGAUGUUUUGAUAAUAUGUAUUGAUUUAAUAGAAUUAACCAUUAUUAGUAGAAGUGCUAGCAAUGACUGUCACCAUCCUCAGCUGAGGCUGACAAAGAUUUCACAUUGAAUCAAAUCCUGUUCCAGGAAGUAAUAUGUUAAUCUAGUUAAUACUUACAUUUGGACACUAAUGUUUUUCUUAAGAGUAAAGCAGAUACAGAUUUUGUUUGA